Mytilinidion resinicola is the source of this 2670-nucleotide messenger RNA. Its product is annotated as heterokaryon incompatibility Het-C. Lineage: Eukaryota; Fungi; Ascomycota; Dothideomycetes; Mytilinidiales; Mytilinidiaceae. The record is from RefSeq and is a predicted model, not a curated record. The coding region runs from base 185 to 2566 and encodes 793 amino acids. The transcript has 2 exons.
CCCAGGCACACAGGUGAUCUCUGAUCUCGCGCCACAUUCGAUCGGCGCACUCAAACGUCACUGGUGCCCAGGUGUGGACCAACGUUGCUGACGGGGCAUAACGGCGCCACAUCACUUAACCUUUGAACCACCACAACACCUCUCUGUCGCUCUCUUCUCUCACUCUCCCAAUCCAACCCUCAUUAUGUCGACCUCUAAGUACAUCUUUCUCCUGGCAAUCGCCAUCCUGGUGCUCUUGCCGGCACCGGCUGCCGCUUUCGGCGCGGGCAACAUCGCGUCCAUUUCCAAGGUUGAGGGCCACAACUGGCGCCAUGGCGAUAUCGAGGACAUGCUGGCCACGGUCGCCUGUCUGCGAGGCCACAAGUGGAAUUCGAUGAUGAUCAAGCGAGUCUACUUUGGCAACUGGCUGCGCGACUACUCACAGGCCGUUGAUGUUGGCACCCUCAAAGGCGUCCAAGCCGAGACAAUCCGUAUAUUGGUCUGGAUCCUUGCAUUCAUGUCCUUUGGCUAUGCUACUGCCGAGUUCGAGGUGACUAGUGAGCGCUUGGGUGUUUACCGGCCCGAAGAGCACAUCGACAAUCCAAAAGACUACGCCGACAACGUGGAUGCCACCAAGUUUGAUCCUCGGUUACGGCCUAUUGUGUCUCCGCAGGAGCUAGCAAUCGAUCCGAAUACAGGCAUGAAAAAUUACAUUGCAAAUGAGUACGGUGGUUGGGCUACAUCCGCUGGCUACAUCAAGUUCUCGUUCUCCCGAGCAAUCCACUAUGGGCGUAUGUACACUCAUGGCCAAACCCGUGGUCGUGAGGAAGAUCUCUGUGAAGCUUUAAGAUGCUUGGGCCAAGGCCUACACUGUCUGGAAGAUUUUGGCGCUCACACUAACUACACCGAACUCGUUCUACGUGAGCUAGGUUUCACAAACGUCUUUGCUCACACCGGAACGGCCAGUCAGAUCAAUCUCCAUGGAAAGCACGUCUUUCCUCUUGUCACUGGCACCUUCGGUGGAGUCGACUUCCUGCAUUCCGUUCUCGGCGAAGCGAAUGAUCACUUCACGCAAUCUGAAGUCGACGAAGUAAACACAGCACUGGCAGACGCUGUAGCUGGCAACAAUAAGCGCGGCCCCGGUGGUGAAUCUGGGUGCGAUGCAUUGACGGGUCUCCUAUCUAAAGUCCCGGGCACUGGAAAUCUAAUAGAGGAGGCUAGGGUACUUCAAGCUCAGUCAGAUCGCCAGUUCGAAGAGAACUCUCGAGCCACAAGCGGUGGCUACAGUCAGGACCCCUACGGUAGCUAUGGACAAGAUCCAUAUAACAGCUCUAGAGCUGCUCCAGUCCCCCAACAGCACCAGUCCACGAACUUUGCUGCCCCUCCUGGCUCUGUGGGAGGCCCUCCAGGACCCGGCAUCCCAGGAAUGAACCCAAAUCUGGACCCGUCCAUUAUCGUGCCUAAGAUCUACCCCAUCCUCGCCUUCCGCGACAAUGUCGUCCGAUCGAUCUCCGCCAUUAUCUCCAAGAUCCCCGGACUGGAGAAGCUCAUCGACACCAUCACGGAGCGAGUGACACUAUUUGUGCUCUCCCUCCUCGCCCCGUUCAUCCAACCCAUCAUUGCUGCCGCUACAAAGCAGCUAAAGGAAGGAUCCUCCGCUGUUGUCGACAGCAGCGCAAACCACCAGUACGAGCCAUGGACGGAUCCGCAUUGCACCGACCCGACCCACUCCCUAUUGUCCAAAGAUCACUUCAGCAAUAUCCUCAACGAGCCCGCUGGUCAGGUCGCGGCCGCCAUUCUGCAAUAUGUCGCGCCGCGUAUCGUCUAUGCCUGGGAUCAUCCCGACGUUCCAGUCGACCAAGUUCUGAACGAUGUUGUCCGCGUUUUCCACCACCCGGCUAUCCGCGAUCCCAACUGCGAAGUCCACAGGAGCAUGUUCGACGUCGUCAAGCGGUGGGUGGCUGACCGCGGAGACCGUGGACAUUCCUUGAACAACAUCCUCUCGUCUGAGAGCGUACGCGCCGGGAAGAACCACUCUGGUGACAACGACCACUCUCACGGCCAAGGGCAGCAUGGGCACUCUGCUCACCAGGCCAGCGCGGCCCAUGGUGGUCAGUCUCAAGGCCAGCAAUCUGGGUUUCCCAACCUUUCUAACGUCAACAUCCCCGGAAUUGGUAACCUUGGCAAACUCUCCUCGGGACCCUUUUCUCUGCUCAACCCGAACCGCCCACGAGAUAUUGACUUUGAAGGCGCUAGCUCAGAUCCCUAUGCUCGUGGUCCGUCACCGCAGCCAUCGCCUGGCUGGGGCACUUUCCAGCCCUACGAGAGCCAGUACGUGGGCGGUUUAGCGCCACAAGACUAUGCUUACCAGGCAGCGCAAGGGGGUGCCUAUGAUCACGGACAGUAUGGUGCUGGUGCUCACGGACAGUAUCAUGCUAGUGCCGGUGGUCCAGGCGUAGCAGAUCACGCGUAUACAGUGCCGACGGCCUAUCAGCAAGGGUAUGAGCCGUAUGGACAACCACCACCGCCGGAAGGCGGACAGGGGCAGUGGAGCGGAUAUGGAAGUGGCCCUUACACUCAAUACUAGAUGCAGGUCGUGGCGUUUUGAGCUAGGCUGGGAUAUCAUGGCGGUGGUCUGGGGUGUGAAGGUGGAGUCUUGGUAGUGAUACGGGAUAGGGUGUUUUACAAGGU